This is a messenger RNA of Cladophialophora psammophila CBS 110553, 1026 nucleotides long. RefSeq lists its product as uncharacterized. The transcript has a single exon. Bases 1 to 1026 code for a protein of 341 amino acids. The record is from RefSeq and is a predicted model, not a curated record. Lineage: Eukaryota; Fungi; Ascomycota; Eurotiomycetes; Chaetothyriales; Herpotrichiellaceae.
AUGCAGACUACAAACAUCCCUCCAAACCGCCAACAAACUCCCUCUCCUCGAAGCUCCUCCAUAUCUCUGGCCGCUGCCGCCGUCACCAAUGCUGCAAAUGCAAAUGAGUCUAGAAGAUCUUCUUUGAGCAACAGAGGCUCUCCUCGCUUGGGUCGUAUGCCUAGCGAUCGCCGUCGGUCGCAGGUCGCCAUCAACCUCAACCUGAAUGACCCUACCAUUCCAAGCCCAGGCGAACUCUCCAGUAGCGAUCCGAGAAUCGGGUUCGGUCACAGCUACACCUCGGCCAGUCCGCCUACCAUCGGGGGGAGGGCCGCCAUCGCCACGGGUGAUCCGCACCAUCAGCGUCAACCCAGUCUCGGCGAGAUCCAUAAUGAGCUGGAACAGGAGCAAGAAGCACAAGUGAAUCGGAUGUUGCAGAUGAUCCGAGAACAACAGCUGCAACUUGACGCUCUCCGAAGUGGUCAGGGUCAGAACGGCCACCAUUCCCGACAUUCCUCACAGCCUAAUUCGGCCGUGGCAGGCAGCGGUACCGCCGUCGUCGACGACGAAACGCCUGCCUCCGAACGCUCGAUAACCUUUCCCUCAAUUCACCCCGCAGUCCCCGCGGUCCCUCCGCUCACAAGACGCAUCUCGCGUGGACCUUCUAGCGCAAGCCGUUCGCCAGCAUUGCGGCCUCUGCCCGCCCAGGAGUCGAGCAUUGGCAAUACUACUGCAAGUGGUGACUGGCCCCCGUCGCCACUCGAAUCAAUCACCACAGCACGGAGAAACAGUUUCCGCGACGAAACCGCCUUCUACCAGGCCGAAACCGCCAACUUGACUCGUGAAAACCAGAUGCUGAGGAUGCGCAUUCGCGAACUGGAAAAGCAGAUUAGUGAACUGACUGCCUCGCCCGCAAACACACCCGUCACCCCCUCGAAUUUGGUCACCAGUCCGCCGGUAAAUAGUCCACCCGUGGCGGCCGCUGAGGGAGAGGCCUCUGCUGCGGCCGGGGUGGCAAGGGUUUCCAUCGAGCCAGACAAGGCUUGA